AUGAGACGGGUGGAACAUUUCUCUGAAGCAGACACAACUAAGAACAUUUGUUCACACAAAAUCCCGAGACACCCCGAGGACAUCAGAGCUUGUGUUUUGUCAGAAGACAAUGAACACCCUGGAUUCUGCUUAAAAGGGACAAAUAGUUCACCAUGCAACUAUCUCCUUAUUGCUUUGAAUGUUUCCACCAUGUGCUACACAAUUUCACUGACUUCAAACCUUCUGUUGUACGUGUUUUGGCCAUCACUCAAUGUAACUUAUGCCUCAAGUGUCCUAACCUAUCUGACUAUUAUCAGCAUUACCUCCAGCUCCUGGCUCACGGCUGCUAUGUGCUUCUUCUAUUUUAUAAAAAUCCUUCAGUUCCAGUCCAGAUUCCUCUCAUGGAUGAAGAUGAAGAUUGACAGAAUGAUACCUUUGUUGAUAAUAUUUGUGGAAAUUGUUUCUCUGUUGGAAAGUUUCAUGGCAGCCUAUAUUUUCAAUCAAGACUUUCCCAAAAACUCAACCAUUGCUGCAACUGACCUGACCUCAGAAUAUCAACAUAUUCGACUGAAAUUCAUGAAUGUUAUUCUGCCGGUGACUUCCCCACCAUUCCUGAUUGCUAUAUUAACAACGGCUGCCAGUGCCGUGUCUCUGAAGCUCCAUAGUCAUCGUAUGAAAGCCAACACGGGUCACGCCAACGGGAAAGACUACCAAGGUGCAGUUCAGACCAUGGCUUGUCUUGUUGUUCUCUAUGCCUUGAUUGGUCUUGUCAUUAUUAUAUUUGGGCAAGAACUAUUUGCAGAUCAAACCUGGGGGUACUGGAUAUGUGUGAUGAUCAUUUUUUCCUUUCCAAUGGUCCAAUCCGGUCUCCUUAUUAAUGGUAAUCCCAAACUCAAAGAACCUUGGAGAAAAUGUUUCACCUCUUUAUAA
Molecule: messenger RNA, 909 nt
Organism: Rana temporaria (common frog)
Lineage: Eukaryota; Metazoa; Chordata; Amphibia; Anura; Ranidae
Product: taste receptor type 2 member 10-like
Exons: 2
Coding region: 1-909 (302 amino acids)
Biological process (GO): G protein-coupled receptor signaling pathway; sensory perception of taste; detection of chemical stimulus involved in sensory perception of bitter taste
Cellular component (GO): membrane
Molecular function (GO): bitter taste receptor activity; G protein-coupled receptor activity
Source: RefSeq, a predicted model, not a curated record